GUGGUCAGUCCAGAGCUGGACAGAAGCCCUAUUAUUAAAUUAAUAAUAAAAUAUGUGUUAACCGACUGUUUCUUAUGUCAUAACGGUUUCGGUAAACGGUAAAAACACAUUUCUGCCGGCAUGAAUCUCGGAGACGGCCUGCUGUUUGAACUUGAAAAUGGAAAACCCAAGUUGAUUUUACUCAGUCAUGGCGCUGAGAAGAAUCCAGCAAAGCUGUCUUUCAAACCCAGAGCGGCUAACAUCCUGAACUCCAGGCAGCCGUCCUGUGUUGAGGAGGCGCAGGGGGGGGAGCGUCCAGCCCGGCAGCAGCUGGGGAGGCGUAGAGAAACCAAGAGCAAAGCAGGAGGAGCAGCCGCCUCCUUCACCUCCAACACCACCACCGGAGGGAGGAGCUCCACACUUGCCUCAUCCAAGACACAUGAUUAUCUCAAAGGGGGCAACGUCAAGGUUGUUGCCAAAGUGAAGUCAGACAGACAUAAGCACAGCAUGACCGUUGGCUCCCUGAGAACCAAUGGGAAAACAGCUCAGCCUCAGAGCAGUGGAUCACAGGCCGAUGGGAAGGUGGGACUGAAGGACUCGCAGGCCGGUGGACACGCAGGACUGAAGGACAGUGUGGUGUGUCUGACCAGCGAGCAGCUGCAGCACAUCCUCCACAGCGUCCACACCUCCAACCAGAGCCAACACACACCAGAGGAUCCCAGGAGCCAGGACUCCAAAACUGGAUCCUUAAUAAAUGGAGGAGGAGGAAGUGGAGAGAUGAAGGAGGAAGACAGAGGAGGAGGAACAGAUAAUACUGCAACAUCUCAGGAUAAAGACAACAGGUUGUCUGGAUGUCCGUUUAGCUGGCUGGAGGAGCGACAGUCCCUCAGCAGAGCAACCAUCGAUGCCAAGAAGGCUCAGUGGAGGAGAGAACUAGAUGAGCAAGUGGCUCUAAAGCAGCAGCAGAGUUCAGCUCCUGGCAGACUUCAGGCAGAGGACGACACAGAGAGUGUGUAUUCAGUUCAGAGCUCCAUCAGCCACAGAGAUCAGCCUGCAGCCAUCAGAUCCAGCCUUAGACUCGGGGAGGUCACCCCGAUGGAGGAGGUGCUGUGUGCGGAGAGGAGGGAGGAGCAGAGGAGGCGCUGGUUGGAGGAGCUGGACCGACAGAGGGAGGAGACGAGUGAACGCAGGAGACGAGAGAAACUGCUGCAGAGCCAGACGGAGGAUCACGAGCUCUGGGCCGCACACUUUGAUUCUCUGCAGAGAAGACCUCCUGUGCAGACGGCUGCUCCUUCAGCUCCACCUGCAGCCCCGUCCCGUGUCUCUGAGCAGGGGGAGUGGGACCCCUCCUCCAGCCUGUCUCUGGUCUGGGAGGCUGCCAGCAGCUGUGGAGCGGAGAGUGUUGUAGGGGCCAGCAUAGAUACAACCAGCGGGUACCCGGGCAGAGCCAGCCAUCUGAGGACCAUGACCGCCCUGCUGGAUCCCACCCAGAUAGAAGAGAGAGAGAAGAGGAGGCUCAAAGAGCUGGAUCAGCAGCGAGCGAUUGAGGCCCAGGUGGAGGAGCGACGGCGGCAGAAGGAACAAGAGGAGGCGAGGAGAAGAGAGGAAGAGAAAGAGGACGAGAGGAGGGUGGCGCUAGAGAGGGAGAUGCUGGAGAGACAGUACGAGAUCGACACACAGAGGGAGAAGCAGAAGUCGACCAACCUGGCAGAGCAGCUAGAGAAAGGCAACGAUGACGACGACAAGAAGAGCCAGCAAGACAUGCAGGAGCCCAGCGCAGUAAAUAGGCAGAGCGAGUGUUUGGAGAGGGAAGAGGUCAGCAGUUCAGCCUCCCCAUACAGAGACACUGCUGUACAGACAGAAGCAGCUGCCAUAGUUCAGACUCCUGACGUCGCUGCACAGUACCAGCCCCCCCCCCCUCCUUCAUCUGUGGCUCCUCCAAACAGCAGGACUCGAGCAAUGACAACCGGCAAGGAGAACAUCUGUCUACCUGAGGGAGGAGGAGGAGGAGGAGGAGGAGGAGGAGGAGGAGGAGGAGGAGGAGGAGGAGGAGGAGGAGGAGGAGGAGGAGCAGCAGGAGGAGGAGGAGGAGACCCGUAUGAGGCGUUUGCCAGAACAGACAGAAGCAGGAGGGACAAGAGGAGGCCGGAGUGGAACACACAGAGGCCCAGCCGGCAGUUUGUCCCCGCCUCGGAGCGUUACCCAGCUGCUCUGCAGAGGAACAGGCAGGAGAGCCGGCAGAGGAGGCAGGCUGAGCUCCUCGCUCUGCAGGAGAGGACCUGCCUGUCCAGGGCCGACCCCCCUCCUCCUCCUCCUCAGCAGCGGGAGCUUUCUGUCCCCUCCAACCCCACACACACCAGAACCAGUCCCACCAGGAAGGUAGGGAACCCCCUGAUACUGUAAACCUUCACAGUGGAGAGUGUUUCCAGAGGACUCCGCAUCGCUGCAGCUGUCAGCCCUGAGAGGUGAGCAGCUCUGAGCAGAUGGGGCGCUCUCCCCCCCCUCCCCGCUGUCAGACUCAGAGUCCAGGGUCAGCCGGCGCCUCCUUCCUCCUCCUCUCCUCCUCCUCCUCCUCUGGAGUUCAUUCCUUACGUCCGCACUGAUGAAGUCUUCAACCUGGACCCACUAGAGCCUGCUGACACCCCCCCGCCUCAAACACACACAGAAGCUCCUCCGAUCUCAGCGUCUCCUCCCUCACAUCGACUCCUCCACCCUGAACUGCUGCGCAACACACACACACACCGACAGCAGGAGAUCCUCCGAGGCCUGGCCCAGCUACGGCAGGGUUUAUUACAGAAGCAGAGGGAGCUGGAGACUGAUCUGAAUCCUCUCCUGAAGCGCCAUGACAAAGAGCAGCUGCCACCCUCGUCAACGCACCGCAUGUGACCUUUCACCCCUGCUCCGUGUGUGUGUGUGUGUGUGUUCCUGAGUCAGGAUAAAGAAGAGACUCUACAGUGUUUGAACCGGUCGUCAUGGAGAACCUUUGACAGAAUCAGGAGCUCGUCCAUCACUUUGAAACUGGAUGUGCCACAAAGUGGAGUUUACUACACUAAAGUGCAUCAGAGUGAAUGUAAAAUGUAGUUUUUAAUGCACUUUCCAUGAAUGAGACUAACAAACAGGUGUGGAGCUCAACGUUUAUUAAAAAUCAUGAAAUCAUUUUUUUUUUGUUUCUUCGGCUUCUUGCUGGCAAGGAGCUUUGUUACCCUAUGCUUCUGUGUUUUGUGGGUUUAAAGGUCCCAUGUCAUGCUUCUCCGGUUAUUACCCGUCCCCUUGUGUGUUAUGAAGGUUUCUAUGCAUGUAAACGGUCUGCAGAGUCACAAACCCUC
Messenger RNA from Trematomus bernacchii (emerald rockcod), 3305 nucleotides. RefSeq names its product coiled-coil domain containing 66 (gene ccdc66). Gene Ontology annotation, biological process: cilium assembly. The record is from RefSeq and is a predicted model, not a curated record. Gene Ontology annotation, cellular component: microtubule; cilium. Gene Ontology annotation, molecular function: microtubule binding. Lineage: Eukaryota; Metazoa; Chordata; Actinopteri; Perciformes; Nototheniidae.